AAUCACCCUCGUUAAUGGUGGAUAAGACUUAAGAGGAUAACUUUGCUAUGAGAAAGAACAAACAAACAAAAUUGAGUGUUUCGGUGAUGGUGUGUCGUCUCCAGUCUCCACCGUGUCACGAGCAGGAGAUUCCAAUUCUGUCUUCUCUCUGUCCAGAUUCAUUUUCUCUCACAAUAAUGGAGGAUGCCAUGUGUGCGUCACAUACAUGACAGAUCAAAAGGUCCCCAUCGUUUACUCCAUAUCUUCUCCUUCUUCUGCCGCUGCUAACAUUCUUUAACUAAUUCACUACUUCAAUUAAACCCUAACUUCAAUUUCCAACACUUGUUUCUUCUUUCCUUGCUUGGUGCUCCGGUAAUGAUGACUCAACUCUUCAGAUCUAAGUCUUGUAGACUUGGAGGGGGGAUGAUGGUUUUGAACUACUCUCCCCCGAGUCCCUCUCUAUAUCUCACUAAUGAUGAAGACGAAGAAUAUGAAGAGGAAGAGGAGUUCGAAGAUGACGACGAUGAGGAAGAAGAAGAUGAGUAUUUUAUGAAUCCCAUUUCAACUCCAUUGAUUGUUACGGCGGGAAGGAGAGAGCGGAGUACGAAUAGGAAAGAUCAGCAUCACCAGUUCCCAAUUUUGGCGAUUCUGGUUGCGGCUCUGAGGAAGUCGCUGGUUACCUGUACUGUAGACAGGCAAGAUAUUAGUUCCAUGGAUAUCAGUUGGCCGACUGAUUUCCGCCAUGUCUCCCAUGUUACCUUCGAUCGCUUCAACGGUUUUCUUGGUUUGCCUGUUGAGUUCGAGCCCGAAGUUCCCAGGAGGGUUCCCAGUGCCAGUGCAAGUGUAUUUGGAGUUUCUGCAGAGUCUAUGCAAUGUUCCUAUGAUCACAGGGGAAACAGCAUACCAACAAUUCUUCUCAUGAUGCAAAGGCGCAUGUAUUUGGAAGGAGGCCUUCAAGCAGAAGGAAUAUUCCGAAUCAAUGCGGAUAAUAGCCAUGAGGAGUAUGUCCGGGACCAGCUAAACCAGGGUGUUGUUGCCCAUGGAAUUGAUGUGCAUUGUUUGGCAGGUUUGAUAAAGGCAUGGUUUAGAGAACUCCCUACAGGGGUACUUGACUCUCUUACACCAGAUCAGGUAAUGCACUGCAACACGGAAGAAGAUUGCGCUCAACUUGUAAGAUUACUGCCUCCAACAGAGGCUGCAUUGCUCGAUUGGGCCAUCAAUCUGAUGUCAGAUGUCGUGCAGUAUGAACAUCUGAACAAGAUGAAUGCCCGCAACAUAGCUAUGGUUUUUGCACCCAAUAUGACUCAGAUGGCAGAUCCUUUAACUGCACUGAUCCAUGCAGUUCAAGUGAUGAACUUUCUGAAGACUCUGAUCCUGAAAAACCUUCGUGAGAGAGAAGAAUCAGCUGAUGAGGCUAGAUUAUCAUCAUCUUCAUGCUCUCCAGACAAUAAAGAUGAACCGCCGUCACCAAUGCUAAACAGGGAAACUAUUGCAACAACUGGUGUUUGUGAUGGAACCGUUGUCUCACCUAACAUUCUCAGAAGCCCCAGCAAUGGUGAAUCGGGAAAUGAUACUGAGGAGAGGUUGUGGAGCUUUACCAAGAGCAAAGCUGAUCUGGAACCUGAAUCUACUUCCUGGAAUGACACAGAUGUGAAGUGCAACAUUGGUUCUGUAGGAAAUGACUGUAGAGGUGAUUACAGUGGUAGGGAAGUUGAGGGGUUCUUGGAUAGACUGAGCUUGAGAAAAGGAGUGAAAAAGCUCUGCAGUCACCCGGUCUUUCAGUUGAGUAAGCCGGUCAAAAAGCCUGAAAAUCUUGGCAUUGUAAAUAGUAGGGGAAGGGGUGGAGAGGCUUGGGCACAAGAUGGUUGCUUGAGUCCGGGCAUGUAACUCUGUAUGCGUGUAUUGAGUUGUGGCCUUAAUGUUUGUGGAAUAUUUUAUGUUGACCUCGUCCUAAAUAGGACUUAGCUGUGUUUGGCAUGCAUUCUUGGAAUAAAUUCUGAUUCAAUAA
Messenger RNA from Macadamia integrifolia, 1987 nucleotides. Its product is annotated as rho GTPase-activating protein 3. The coding region runs from base 355 to 1866 and encodes 503 amino acids. Gene Ontology annotation, biological process: signal transduction. Gene Ontology annotation, molecular function: GTPase activator activity. The transcript is spliced from 5 exons. The record is from RefSeq and is a predicted model, not a curated record. Lineage: Eukaryota; Viridiplantae; Streptophyta; Magnoliopsida; Proteales; Proteaceae.